AAAAGGCAGGAUAUCACAUUUAGUGGCAGAAACUAAACCACGGGAACGACAAAAAGGUGAAAAAGCAGAGCAGAAGACAUGACAAUGAAGAACUCAAAACAAGACACUUAAAUAGACUGAGGGUGAGUAAUUAAGUGAAGAAAGCCAUGGAUUUUCAACCUGACUGAGAAAAUUACCGGACAUGACAAAAACGUCACAAAAACCCAAUCACAGAAUCCUCACAGUGCCCCUCCCAAAAGGGCAAAUCCCAGAUUCCCAAAUGAGUGGAGGGGACUAAACAAAAAAAAGUCUGACACUAAGGUAACAAAUGUAAACAAUUUUAUAUUUUUACACAUUAAAGUUGUUAUCUGGCAAGUUUUUGGUGGUAUUUGGUUUUAGGACAAAUAAUACACUUGAGAGAAUAACAAACGAAGAAUAGCCAGUAUUGGUAAUUGAUAUUGAGUAUUUUAUUUAAAAAGUAAUGCUAUCGAAACUUAAAAGUGUCUGCUUGAAUCCCUCAUAUUAUUUACAUUUUUACAUGUUUUUUUUUUCUUUUCUUCUUUUUUUCGUUUUUACAUGUUUCAAAUACAAAAACAAAAUCCCGGGGAAAGGAUUCGUCGCUCAUUGGGCAAAAGUGGAAAUGACGUAAGAGCAACGUCAUCACGUUCCUCCGUCCUCUUCCUUCACUUCCUGCAGCAGUGUUGACAUACCGCUGCAUUUCGUUAAUAAACAUGGCGACCGCUGCAGCCGCUGGAGAGGAUUUGAAAAAAGAGCUCACUUGUCCUAUUUGUCUGGAAAUCUUUAAGGAUCCCGUAAUUUUGAAAUGCGGACAUAAUUUCUGCAGAUUUUGCAUCUGUUUGCACUGGGACGAAAAUGGCGGAGAUUACGGCUAUCAGUGUCCUGAAUGCCGCACGGUCUUCAACAAGAGAACCUUUACUAAAAACUACCUGGUGCAAAACUUGGUGGCCAAGCUGGACGAUUUGGAAUGCCUGGGGUCUAGCCCCAACCCGUCUAAGCCUGUUAAAGCUGACGGAAGGUGCGGACAGCACGGCGAAGAGCUGAAACUCUAUUGCCAAACUGAUAAGAGACCCAUCUGUGUAGUCUGCAGGGAAUCCAGAGCACACAGACAUCAUAAGGUAGCACCAGUGCCAGAAGUUAUGAACGACAUGAAGAUGGAGUUAAAACUGAGGCUGAUGGAGUUCACCUGGCAGAAGACUCAAUGCAUUAAAGUCAAAACCACAGACGAACGGACCAAGAAUGACGUACGGAUGAAAAAGCAGAGGCUCAAGGAGAAGAUCGAGGCCGACGUUGGUGCGUUAGUCCAGUUCCUACUAGAUGAAAGAGACUCCCUCCUCGAGAGUUUAGAUGCCGAGGAAGUGGCUGCUGUAGCUGUAAUCGACGAGAACCUAAGGUUUGCCGAGGAGGAGGCGGCGGCCGCGGACAAGGCCAUAGCGGACAUCCACAGCCACAUCAGCGGCAACACGAGCUUUGAGAGCCUGGCUGAGAUAUUCAAUGAGUUGGUCCAUUACAAGACGUACAUAGACCUGGAGCCAGUUAUGUGUCCAACUGAGUUCACAGACUUCUCAGGCCCCUUCCAGCUCAUCAUGUGGAAGAAAAUGAUGCAUGUGCUGCACACCAUGCCUCAGAACCUCACCUUGGACCCCGACACCGCCCACCCCAACCUGCUCAUCUCAGACUUUGACACCAAAGUGGAGGAGGACCGCAUCCGAAGCCAAGAACCGGACCUCCCGGGCCGCUUCACUCGCUUCUGCGGCGUCCUCGCCACGGCCCAGUACGCCAGCGGCCAGCACUACUGGGAGGUGGACGUGAGGGACAAAGGCGUGUGGUACCUGGGGGUCACCACCGAGUGCAGCAACCGAAAGGGCUUCGUCUGCCUCACUCCCUCCGCGGGCUACUGGAGCCUGUGUUUGCAGGAUCGGCUGUACGCCAACGGCGAGGACGGGCGCAUCCCGGUCGCCGACUACUGGAACUCCCCUCGCGUUGGCGUGUACCUAGAUUACGACAACGGCCGUCUCAGCUUCUACGACGCCGUGACGAUGAAGAGACUCUACAUGUUUGACACCUGCUUCGAUGAGCCCGUCUACCCUUUCUUCAGCCCGGGAAAGAACGAUCCCGGGAGCAGACUCCAGAUUUGCCACUAUUACUGAGCGACGUUGCCAUGUGUGGUUUAAACAGAAGAAUCAGCCUUUAUUUCUGGUCAGUCUCCUCAAACGGUUGGGGGAUUUUUCACUCACAGAUGUGGCGCCUUGUUUGUUUUUUUUGGGGGUCCUUUGAUUUGAAGAAUUAUUCAGCGCACGGAUGACGUAUCGCCCUGCAGGAUCAUCUGCUUCAUCUGAACUGCGACACACACUGUAGGUUUCUAACCCGAAUUACUGUGGCAGGGGGAUUUGAGACUCUCAGCAACAAUAGUUUAUAUUUAUUAAGAAACACAUAAACCAUACAGCAUCAACUACUUAAGUCAAAAUGGUUUUUUUAUGUUUGUCAAGUGGUUUUAGGACUUAAUAGUCCGAGUUUUAUCACAAGCAACAAAAAAAGUGAUGUUUUUUGGGGAAUAAAAACGUCAGUUGAAACGUUGCUGUCUAAAAACGUUCAGAUUUUUCGACGUUUGUCACAUUUUGCUUGUUUUUGUGAUGCACAAAACUCGUGUCCACAUUUGUUGUGAAUAUAUUUUCCUUUUGGAAAGGGAGAGAGGCAGAAAGUUGACACGCUCUCACACCUAAAAGUCUUCAUUUGUUACUUUCAAAACAUUCCAGGCACUGUAAAUAUUCACGCCAUGAAUUUGAUGAUGAAAGAAAACAAGUUUAGAGUGAGUGUGUGUACUACUCUGCUUUUGUUUAUGAUUUUGUUUUUAUUAAUAAAAACGGUUUAGUUGAAUUGUAGGUUUAUAAAUUUUAGUUAAAUAGUCUUAACGUGUUUCUCUUCUGAGCUUAAAGAUUUUAUUGAAGUUUGCUCUCGGAAAUCGAAUGUUUGCUUAAAGCAGGAGCUUGCUUUUGUUUUUUACGUUCUGUAAAAGGCUGUUACUCUUUUUCUUUUUUUUUUCUCAAUCGGAUCAUUUUUUUCUGUAUCCUGUUCUCUUCAUUCUAAUUAAAAGUGGAGAAAAAAUG
This is a messenger RNA of Oryzias melastigma (Indian medaka), 3104 nucleotides long. It is a transcript of the gene trim47, whose product is annotated as tripartite motif containing 47. Lineage: Eukaryota; Metazoa; Chordata; Actinopteri; Beloniformes; Adrianichthyidae. The record is from RefSeq and is a predicted model, not a curated record. The transcript has 8 exons. Bases 711 to 2147 code for a protein of 478 amino acids. Gene Ontology annotation, molecular function: zinc ion binding; protein binding.